Messenger RNA from Aspergillus novofumigatus IBT 16806, 525 nucleotides. RefSeq lists its product as uncharacterized. The transcript has 4 exons. Lineage: Eukaryota; Fungi; Ascomycota; Eurotiomycetes; Eurotiales; Aspergillaceae. Bases 1 to 525 code for a protein of 174 amino acids. The record is from RefSeq and is a predicted model, not a curated record.
AUGGAACCUCAAACUGCUGCAACAAGCAAGAUAUCUGCCUAUCAGAUGGCUUGUGCUAUUUGCAGGGCUCUCAUCCAAAUACCCUCUCGCGUGGAAGCUGACGGUGAUCCCUUCACUAUCGAAACCGGGGCAGUGAUACCGGGUGUAGCAGCUCUCGCCGGUUACGUGAACGCUUCGUCGAUGACCAAUAACACCUGUCCAACACCAACAGGGAAUAGCUCCUCACCCUCGUCCCACGACGUUGCCAUCGGAGUAGGGGUUGGUGUGCCAUUGGGUGUCAUUACUCUGGCAUCAAUCGCCUGGGCUCUGUGGGAGCGUCGGCAAUUAUGCCGGCGACCGGAGCGCAGGCGACAGGUCAAUAUCAGCAUCAAUAUCCCCCGCACGUUGUAUAUCAACCUCAUCCGGCGGAGCUGGCGACUAGGCAAACAGAGCUGGUAUCGGAGUUGGACAGCAACAGGGAUGCAAAAUAGACUGGAUAUUGGGAUAUCCAUUGAUGCCGGUAGAGAGGCUAGACAGAAGGAAUGA